Messenger RNA from Chaetomium fimeti, 2810 nucleotides. RefSeq names its product LMBR1-like membrane protein-domain-containing protein. The transcript is spliced from 2 exons. The coding region runs from base 300 to 2510 and encodes 736 amino acids. The record is from RefSeq and is a predicted model, not a curated record. Lineage: Eukaryota; Fungi; Ascomycota; Sordariomycetes; Sordariales; Chaetomiaceae. Gene Ontology annotation, cellular component: membrane.
CCACAACGUUCUCUCGAACAAUAACCCGGCUUCAGGAAGUUAUACCCCGUAAUAAUCCCUGGCCUCAAGCGUCGCCAUAAUUUUCAAUGCCUGAGUUCGGUAUCAAAAAAGCAAAGGGUCUCCUUCCAUAUGGGGUCAAUGAGCUCGGCACGUGCCGCGGAGGAUCUGGUGACAUAAUUCGACGGAACCGUUAACUCAAGGGUGCGUCAGCCAACCGUCGCCAACCUCGGCCAACCUUCGGCCCAUCCGGCCCAUGCGAUAACAUCUCCCCUCGGACAUGCAACACCAAAUUCAGCAUCAUGAUUGAAAUAGCGACAUCGCCGUCGCCCGUAUCGUCCCUCGUCUUUGCGCUGGUCGCGCUGCUUUGCAUUUCGAUCGUCGCCCUCCUCAUCCUGCGACACUACCUCCCACUGCGAACCACCCCCGCCUACCUCCUCGUCCCUGUAUUCUUUGCGCUAUGGCUUCCCGCGAGUAUGGUCCUGCUGGUGCCGAUAGACCUGGCAUCCAGCGCCAUGGUCGAUGACAUUGAUGCGCGGGGUAUAUGGCUAAAUUGGAGGACCCUUAAGGUGUCGUGGAGGAUAACGUACUGGCUUACCUUUGCCUUGACUUGGUUCAUUCUCCCUAUCCUUGGCGAAUACUCGGACUCCGGAUACCGCGAACCAAAGGGAAAGAUCCUCGACUCCCUCCGUGCGAAUGCGCAAUACUAUGCCGCCGUCUUCGGUUCUGGAGCCCUCGUGCUCAUUUACGUCCUGAUAUCCUACGGUCACUUCUCCGAGUCGCUCAAGAGCACCGUCAUGGCUCUUGCAUACUGCUGGGGAUUGAUUUUGGCCAUCUACCUAAUGGGCCACGGCCUCGUCUCUAUACCCCGACGACUGUUCCGCAACGCGAACGUGAGCGACAGGCUGCGUCGGAUCCAGAUCCAGGCGCCCAAAGUCUACGAAAAGAUGGACGAUGCCGAGAUAGAUCUCGAGGACCUUGAGCUGCAGGUGGCCGAGCUCGGUCGUCGCAAGGGUGGCAGCGCCAGCUUCUUCCAGGAUUGGAUCGAAGAGUUGAUCGACAUGACCAACUUGCCGGAGUCGCAGCCCGGCCGAGUGACCGCUGUCCGAGGCUCCGGGAAUCAGAGUCCGCUCCCGAACGUUAUCACGGAGAAGUACCUUGCUGAGCUCACCAGGCGACUGGUCAGGGCGAGGCACGCCCGCUCAAGAUACAUCAGCGAGUGGAACCGAUUGCUGCAAGACGCUGUCAAGACGCAAGCAAUCCUAGACUCAGCAGCCUCCAAGAAACUAGAUUUCGGCAAAGCUUCUCCCAAUGCGGGCUUCUGGGACAGACAGACCUUCUUCACGCCCUACACGCGCUUUUUAUUCCACUACCACUUGGUCCCGUAUUUCCAGACCGCGCUGGCUGCCAUCCUCUCCCUGGCCUCCGUCUGCAUCGUCUGGUCCGAACUCAUCAAGGGCCUCUUCCCACAGCUCUCGGUCAUCCGUUACAGCGUCAUCCACCACGAAGUCGCCUCCAAAGGCCAGGUCGGCUUCGCCGGUCAGGCAAUCGCCGCCGUAUGGAUGGUCUACAUGUGCGCUGCGGCCCUCAUCUCCAUCACCGAAGUCAAGGUCUGGCGUGGUCGCGCCCUCGUACGCCGCAACACGGCCCAGGAAUCCGCCUUCUGGUACGCCAGCCAGGUCGCCCGCCUCAGCGUGCCCCUGACCUACAACUUCAUGACCUUCCUCGGCAGCAUCUACCGCGACACCGUCUUCUACGACUUCCUCGGCCAGCUCAUCAACCUCACCCCGCUCGGCACCUGGUUCGACUACCUCUUCCCAGCCUUCAUCCUGCUCCCCGUCUGCGCCACCCUCUUCGGCCUCUACGGCCGCGUCAAGCGCGUCGUCGGCUUCGGCGUCGACGUCCUCGACGACGACGACGACGACGACGACAACCAAAACGGCACCAGCAGCAGCAGCAGCCGAGCCGCCCUCAACCGCUCCUGGCGCGAGGGCCGCGACCUGAUCGAGCGCGAGCUCAACGGCACCUCGGCCGCCAUCCGCGCCCGCCGCAGCGACGCCCCACCCAGCGGGCCCGGCGGCCGCCGCCCCGCCCCGAUCCUCUCCAUCCCGCGCGCCGGCCGCCGCGACGGCACCUCCCCCACCGCCCCCGGCGGCCCGACCACCCCCUUCGGAACAUCCCCCAACGCCGGCAGCAGCUAUGCUGCCGCUGCCGCUGGCCGGCCGCAGGCGAAUACCUCGGCGAGGCGCGUCGGUCGUGUGGCGGCCGUGCCGGACGAGGACGAUGAGAAUUUCUUUGAGGCGUUUGGGCAUCGCGUCAAGAAUACGAUUGAUACGCUGGACACGCCGCGGUGGUUGCAGGAUUUUAAGAAGCCGAAGUGGAUGGGCGGGGAUGAUGGUGAUGAUGCCGGUCGGGGUGGUGGUGGAGGUGGAGGUGGGGGAGGAGGGUCGUGGUUUGGUGGUGGUGGUGGUAGUGGGAGCGGGAAUGGUGGGGAGGGGAGGAUAAGGCUGUAGUUGUAGUGUAGGGUGGUUCUAUUUGGGGUUUUGGUCUUUGUGUGUGUGUUCUUGGGUAGGUAGCGUGCAUAUCCCUUCCAUCCGGUGUGGUGGUUGGUUUUGGUUUGGGCCUGCUUGCUUUUAGGGGGGGGGGCAUUGGUUGGCGUCUUUUGGGCCGAGGAUGAUUCUUCCGGAUGGGAGUUUCGACUCGGUUCAUGGCUGGUUUAUGUAUAAUUAUUGUCAGUAAUACAGCCUCGGUUUUAGAUAUCGCUAGCUUGUCGUUAGGGGAGGGCUAGUGUGUUUGUAUUAGCCAGCUUUCAU